Dipodomys ordii (Ord's kangaroo rat) is the source of this 5061-nucleotide messenger RNA. RefSeq names its product transient receptor potential cation channel, subfamily M, member 1 (gene Trpm1). Gene Ontology annotation, molecular function: calcium channel activity. NCBI's taxonomy places the organism in Eukaryota, Metazoa, Chordata, Mammalia, Rodentia, Heteromyidae. The transcript has 28 exons. Gene Ontology annotation, cellular component: membrane. The record is from RefSeq and is a predicted model, not a curated record. Gene Ontology annotation, biological process: calcium ion transport into cytosol; protein tetramerization. The coding region runs from base 94 to 5061 and encodes 1655 amino acids.
AGUCUCAUAGACUUUCCUACCUGAGCUGGGCAGGGCCGAGUCCCUCAUGCAGCAGCCGACCCCACCGCAGGGGUGAGGCAGGAGGCCCUGUUCAUGGGCUCCCUGAAGAAGAUGAGCAGCUCCUUCAAGCGGGGUUCACUCAAGAGCUCCACAUCGGGGUCGCAGAAGGGUCAGAAAGCUUGGAUCGAGAGAACCUUUUGCAAACGUGAAUGUAUCUUUAUAAUUCCCAGCACAAAAGACCCUAACAGGUGUUGCUGUGGCCAGUUCACCAACCAGCACAUUCCCCCUCUGCCCAGCGCAACUCCCAGCAAGAAUGGGGAGGAAAACAAACAGGUGGAAGUUCAGCCUGAAAAAUGGUCCGUUGGCAAACACACGCAGAGCUACCCAACGGAUUCCUAUGGGAUUCUUGAAUUCCAGGGUGGUGGAUACGUCAAUAAAGCCAUGUACAUUCGCGUGUCCUAUGACACCAAGCCGGAUUUCCUGCUUCAUCUCAUGGUGAAGGACUGGCAGCUGGAACUCCCCAAGCUCUUAAUAUCUGUGCAUGGAGGGCUGCAGAACUUCGAGAUGCAGCCCAAGCUGAAGCAGGUGUUUGGCAAAGGCCUGAUCAAGGCCGCGAUGACCACGGGGGCCUGGAUCUUCACGGGUGGCGUCAGCACUGGUGUCAUCAGCCACGUGGGAGAUGCCUUGAAAGACCACUCCUCCAAGUCCAGAGGGCGGGUCUGUGCUAUAGGGAUUGCUCCGUGGGGUAUGGUGGAGAACAAGGAAGACCUGAUUGGAAGGGAUGUCACGCGAGUGUACCAGACUAUGUCCAACCCCCUGAGUAAGCUCUCUGUACUCAACAAUUCUCACACGCACUUCAUCCUGGCUGACAACGGCACGCUGGGCAAGUACGGGGCCGAGGUGAAGCUGCGCCGGCAGCUGGAAAAGCACAUCUCUCUGCAGAAGAUCAACACGAGACUGGGCCAGGGAGUGCCGGUUGUGGGCCUCGUGGUGGAAGGGGGCCCGAACGUGGUUUCCGUGGUCUUGGAAUACCUUCGGGAAGAUCCUCCCAUCCCAGUGGUGAUUUGUGAUGGCAGCGGGCGAGCUGCAGACAUUUUGUCCUUCGCACACAAAUACUGUGAAGAAGGAGGGGGCAUAAACGAAUCCCUCAGGGAUCAGCUUCUCGUUACCAUUCAGAAAACAUUUAAUUAUAGCAAGAGCCAGUCUCAUCAGCUGUUUGCAAUCAUCAUGGAGUGCAUGAAGAAGAAAGAACUUGUCACCGUGUUUAGAAUGGGUUCUGAGGGGCAGCAGGAUGUCGAGAUGGCCAUUCUAACCGCCCUCCUGAAAGGAACCAAUGCUUCUGCUCCAGACCAGCUGAGCUUGGCUCUAGCUUGGAACCGAGUGGACAUCGCGCGAAGCCAGAUCUUCGUCUUCGGGCCCCAUUGGCCGCCUCUCGGUAGCCUGGCCCCUCCGGUGGAUAGCAAAGCUACAGAGAGGGAAAAGAAGCCACCUACAGCCACCACCAAGGGGAGAGGAAAAGGAAAAGGCAAGAAGAAAGGGAAAGUGAAGGAGGAAGUAGAGGAAGAAACGGACCCCCGGAAGAUCGAGCUGCUGAACUGGGUGAAUGCUUUGGAGCAAGCCAUGCUGGAUGCUCUAGUCUUAGAUCGAGUUGACUUUGUGAAGCUCCUGAUUGAAAAUGGAGUGAACAUGCAGCAUUUCCUUACCAUUCCCAGGCUGGAGGAGCUGUAUAACACAAGGCUGGGCCCACCAAACACACUUCAUCUGCUGGUGAGGGAUGUAAAAAAGAGCAACCUUCCCCCGGAUUAUCACAUCAGCCUCAUUGACAUCGGGCUGGUGCUGGAAUACCUCAUGGGCGGAGCCUACCGCUGCAACUACACCCGGAAGAGUUUUCGGACUCUUUACAACAACUUGUUUGGGCCUAAGAGGCCUAAAGCUCUGAAACUUCUGGGAAUGGAGGAUGAUGAACCUCCCACCAAAGGGAAGAAGAAGAAAAAGAAGAAAAAGGAGGAAGAGAUCGACAUUGAUGUGGACGACCCGGCUGUGAGUCGAUUCCAGUACCCGUUCCACGAGCUGAUGGUGUGGGCCGUACUGAUGAAGCGCCAGAAGAUGGCCAUCUUCCUCUGGCAGAGAGGGGAGGAGAGCAUGGCCAAGGCCUUGGUGGCCUGUAAGCUCUACAAGGCCAUGGCCCACGAGUCCUCGGAGAGCGAGCUGGUGGAUGACAUCUCCCAAGACCUGGACAACAAUUCCAAAGACUUUGGCCAGCUUGCGGUGGAGUUGUUAGACCAGUCCUAUAAGCACGAUGAGCAGAUUGCCAUGAAACUUCUAACCUACGAGCUAAAAAACUGGAGCAACUCAACCUGCCUCAAGCUGGCUGUGGCAGCAAAACAUCGAGACUUCAUUGCUCAUACCUGCAGUCAGAUGUUACUGACUGACAUGUGGAUGGGAAGGCUUCGGAUGAGGAAGAACCCAGGCCUUAAGGUUAUCAUGGGGAUUCUCAUACCCCCCACAAUCUUGUUUUUGGAGUUCCGAACAUACGAUGAUCUCUCAUAUCAAACAUCCAAGGAAAACGAAGAUGGCAAAGAAAAAGAAGAAGAGAAUGUGGAUGCAAAUGCAGAUGCUGGUUCCAGAAAGGGGGAUGAGGAGAAUGAGCACAAAAAGCAGAAAAGCAUUCCCAUUGGAACAAAAAUCUGUGAAUUCUACAAUGCUCCCAUUGUCAAGUUCUGGUUUUACACAAUAUCGUACCUGGCCUACCUACUGCUGUUUAACUAUGUCAUCCUGGUGCGCAUGGACGGCUGGCCCUCCUUCCAGGAGUGGAUCGUGAUCUCCUACAUCGUGAGCCUGGCACUAGAGAAAAUACGUGAGAUCCUCAUGUCAGAACCCGGCAAACUCAGUCAGAAAAUCAAAGUAUGGCUUCAGGAAUACUGGAACAUCACAGACCUUGUGGCCAUUUCCAUGUUCAUGGUUGGAGCCAUUCUUCGCCUACAGAACCAGCCAUAUAUGGGCUAUGGCCGGGUCAUCUACUGUGUGGACAUCAUCCUUUGGUAUAUCCGCGUCUUGGACAUUUUUGGUGUCAACAAGUAUCUUGGCCCUUAUGUGAUGAUGAUUGGGAAGAUGAUGAUUGACAUGCUAUACUUCGUGGUCAUCAUGCUGGUUGUGCUGAUGAGUUUUGGUGUAGCCCGUCAGGCCAUUUUGCACCCUGAGGAGAAGCCUUCUUGGAAACUGGCCCGCAACAUCUUCUACAUGCCUUACUGGAUGAUCUACGGCGAGGUGUUUGCAGACCAGAUUGACCUGUACGCCAUGGAAAUCAAUCCUCCUUGCGGUGAAAACCUCUAUGAUGAAGAGGGCAAGCGGCUGCCUCCCUGCAUCCCGGGUGCUUGGCUUACUCCGGUCCUCAUGGCCUGCUACCUGCUAGUGGCAAACAUCCUGCUUGUCAACCUGCUGAUUGCUGUUUUCAACAAUACCUUCUUUGAAGUCAAGUCAAUAUCCAAUCAGGUGUGGAAGUUCCAACGAUAUCAGCUGAUCAUGACAUUUCACGACAGGCCUGUCCUACCCCCACCGAUGAUCAUUCUGAGCCACAUCUACAUCAUCAUUAUGCGUCUCAGCGGCCGCUGCAGGAAGAAAAGAGAAGGCGACCAGGAGGAACGGGAUCGUGGAUUGAAGCUGUUCCUCAGUGAUGAGGAGCUGAAGAGACUGCAUGAGUUCGAGGAGCAAUGCGUGCAGGAGCACUUCCGGGAGAAGGAGGAUGAGCAGCAGUCAUCCAGCGAUGAGCGCAUCCGGGUCACCAGUGAGAGAGUUGAAAAUAUGUCAAUGAGAUUGGAAGAAAUCAAUGAAAGAGAAAAUUUUAUGAAAACGACCCUACAGACUGUCGACCUUCGACUUUCUCAACUUGAAGAACUCUCCAGCAGGAUGGUGAAUGCUCUGGAAAAUCUUGCGGGCAUUGACAGGUCUGAUCUGAUCCAGUCAAGGUCCCGAGCUUCCUCCGAAUGUGAGGCCACUUACCUUCUCCGCCAAAGUAGCAUCAAUAGCUCCGAUGGCUACAGCCUAUACCGCUACCAUUUCAAUGGGGAAGAACUGCUGUUUGAAGACACCUCUGUCUCCGUGCCUCCAGGAACAGGCCUCCGGAAGAAAACUUGUUCCUUCCGGGUGAAGGAGGACAAGGACCCUAAAGUCCAUCUAGCUCCAGAAAGGCAGACUAGCCUGCACUUUGCAUCAGGCCCCAGUCCCCCAGCAACCCCAGUUCACAGUCAACGUAAAGUAGAUGGCACCACAGUCACUUCAGAGCCCAAAUUAGGACCAGACAUCGGCAUUUCAACCCUAGAUGAUGAAGGGCAGGCCGACGCUAAAGUAGAGGAAAUGAUGUCCUCUGGUUUAAAUGCAACAGAUGUGAUGUCUGGACAGAAAUCAGAUUUUCCGAAUACUCAGCUCACAGUGGAAACGACCAAGAUAGAAGGCACUAUUUCCUAUCCAUCGGAAGAAAGCAAAAUCGCACGCUAUUACCCAGAUGACACACUCAACGCUUACAAAACAAUGAAAUCCAGAAGCUUUGUGUAUUCCGAGGGAAGAAGACUGGUUGGUGGGUUUCACAACUGGGGUGCUGAGUACAGUUCAAUCAUGGAUCAAGCCUGUCCCUCGUCCGUCCAGCAAUGGACAACAGAAUGGAAAUAUGAAGUUCAGAAGAUCACACGUUCCCGUAGCACCGAUAUCCCUUGUAGGGUGUCUGAGGCUGCAGUUCAAGCUGAGCAAAGAGAGCAAUCCACAGACACGGAAGAUGACAAUUGCUUUUCUCAAAGAGUCCCUCAGAUCUCUCCGGUAGCCCUCCCUGCUACAGACAGAACUGGAAAGGAGAACUUACUGUCCGUGAAGCCACCACAAACUUUGGGAUUCCCAUCGCCAAGGUCAAGAAGUUUCCAUGGCCAUCCCAGGGCUGUCAAGUGCAUUCAGGGGAAACUAGAUAGAUCUGGACAUGCCAGCAGUGUGAGUAACUUAGUAGUUGUGUCUUCAGUUACCAUGGAAGAAAGAAACAUAAAGCAGGAGAAAACUUCCACUGAAACUGACUGCUAA